This is a messenger RNA of Ixodes scapularis (black-legged tick), 1209 nucleotides long. Its product is annotated as nose resistant to fluoxetine protein 6-like. The transcript has 5 exons. Bases 1 to 1209 code for a protein of 402 amino acids. Lineage: Eukaryota; Metazoa; Arthropoda; Arachnida; Ixodida; Ixodidae. Gene Ontology annotation, molecular function: acyltransferase activity, transferring groups other than amino-acyl groups. The record is from RefSeq and is a predicted model, not a curated record.
AUGGCUGUUUUUGGAUUCAUGUACAUGAUUCCCCUCGUCACGAGCGGACCAGCGAUGGGGCAGUAUUGGCCUAUCAUUGAUCGGAAAUGCGCCGACCACUGGUGGAGGAUCCUCACCAUGACUCACAAUUAUAUGGAGGGACCCGAAGACCUGUGCAUGGCGCACUACUGGUACAUCUCCACGGACUUCCAACUGGCCAUCGUGAGCACCAUUAUUCUUGCUCUGGUCACACCUAGGUGGCCAAAGGUAGGCCUUGGCAUCAUGGCUACCCUCGUUGCUGCGACCUGCAUCGCUGCAGGUGUUCUAACUUACGUGAACCGCUAUUUUCCCCAUCCCUUGAUCCUCACAACUGACUUCAGUCGUCUGACCGUCACGCUGAUGCACGUCUACACCAAGUCGUACGUACACGCCCCGUCCCUCUUCACUGGACUCAUCUUCGGCUGCCUGGCCGCCAAAGCGCACAAGCUGUCUCGUAAGGCAGAGGUGCUCUUGUGGACGGUGUCCGUUCUUUUCGCCACGUCGUCGCUGUUCGGAGUCUACAGCUGGAACAUCGGCCGCCAGCCGGAACUCCUCGAGUCUGCAAUUUACGCCGGCCUGCACCGGUUCGCCUGGGCCUUCGGCGUCUCCUGGGUCAUGUACGCCUGCGUCACGGGCCGCGGUGGACCGGUCAACAGGAUGCUCGCUUUUCCCCUGUUCUACCCGCUCGGCCGCCUGUCCUUUGCAGUGUACCUCGUCCACUUUAUGCUGCUCGUCUGCAACGUCCUCCUCAGCCGGGAGCGCCAGCCUCAACAGCCCUUUCUCCAGAUGCAGUAUCACAUCUCGACAGUCCUGGUGUCGUAUGCCCUAGCCACAAUUGUGUACCUGUGCGUCGAGUGUCCUUUCGCCGUCCUGGACAACCUCAUGUUCGGCGGAAUGAAGGCCAAAUAUGACGCCCAGGUCGCCGCUUCCAUUCGCCAGAACGGGCCCCAGGAACCGAACGAAGCUGCGCACGUUACGAACGCUGGACCGAACAGCGGUGCUCAAGGUGGCAGUGUCCACCUCAGAGACUCGGAACGCCAGAACAACCUCGACGGAUGCAGCGCAAAACAAGGCAGCGUUUCUCAGGCUGAACUGUGCCAGAACCAAUUUAGUGCAAGUCAAAACGGAACUUAUCAGGGUAACAUGAACGAGAGGUGUACGAACGGUUCGACAUUCAUUUGCCACCUUUGA